Molecule: messenger RNA, 1719 nt
Organism: Pelagomonas calceolata
Lineage: Eukaryota; Pelagophyceae; Pelagomonadales; Pelagomonadaceae
Source: the annotation of a GenBank genome assembly
AAAACAUGAGCUCACUUAGACGACGAUGCGGGGCAACCGGCCCUUCGACCAAAGGCUGCGUUUUGCUUCUGGCGUAGUGCUGCUGGUCAUUUCAAGUGCGCUGUUCGCGAGUCCGGCGUUUCUCAAGGCAUUUGCCAAGUUACUGGUCACUCGCGCACCAAAACCUGGCGCUGUGAGGUCGGCGGCGCCUUUCGAGGUAUCAACGUUGUUCCGGUGCAACGAGGCGGAGGUGGCACAGCAUGUGGCGCGGGUCGAGUUGAGCACGUACCAGUGGGAGCGCAUGAGGCGAUCGAAUUUGCCAGCGCCAUGGUCAGAUGUUCCGCAGCUAAGGUCGUUUCGCGAGUGCUUGUCGCAAACGGGCCACAUGCCUUUUGGCACUGUGAUUUCGCAGGACCAGCGGCUCGUGACAUGGACCCCUGGGAGGAACGUAAGCACACCUCACUCCACGAUGCACGGCGGCGGCGUUGAGUGCGUGUCUAACAGUAUUGGACCAAUUGCCGAAGAACUACUAUCGAGCCCUACGAUUGAUGAUUUGGAAUGGGUCUGGGGCGACACUGCAAUGGCAACCAUGUCCGUCGACGACGUACGCCUCGCCCUCAAACAUGCUGAGGUCGCGCUAAUCGGCGACUCCCUCACGCGGCAGCAGUUUUAUUCGCUAUGCUGCCUCCUGGACAUGUUUGACGCUGAACCAAAGCGAAUACACUACCUUAGUGUCGAUAUGAUAUCGCAGAUGCAGCAUUAUCACGCCGAGGUCAUCAACUCAAGCGACAUCGUCCUCUUCGGCAUCGGCCACCAUAUGGACAGGUCCAAGGACUUCCACGCGACGUACGAGGAGAUCCUUGACACUGUUUUCAACUACGCUGCGGCUCGGCGGAGGGAAGGCGCUGCCAUGUGGGUCCGGACACGUUGCCCGAGGCAUUAUCUCGCCGGCGAUCCCCAACCGCCAGACAUGAGGGCGUACCGGCUCCCAGGCGACACAAAUCAGCCCCCGUGCCACAAUUUUACGGGCCCCGCGACGAACCUUACCUACGCUGUCUUGAACAGAUUCGAUGCCACCGGCGUCCCCUUUAUGAACUGCCAACUCCACAAGCGUCACCAGGCCAUGUUGGUGAAAGGUCGCAAAGAUGUUCACUUGCUCGACACAGAGGCGCUCUCGUUCUUCCGUCCCGACCAGCACAACAGAAACGGGUCGGUGUACUCCCGAGGCUCACAGGGGAAACUUCCAUGUGAUCUAUCCCACUACUGCUACGCCGGAUCUGCUCCCAGUGUCCCUGACACGUGGAACAUCCUCUGGCUCAACAGAAUAGUUGCUGACUGGAAAAAACAAGAUCGGAGCGUCGCACGGUAGCCUGUGCCCUCGGCGCUUGGGAUUGAGCCGCUGGUCCAGCACCGCACACAUGCAGUCGCGUCCACGUGAAAUAAAUGACCUGAUUGACUUUACGAACGAUCGCGCAAAAAUUCGGCCCUCUGCGACCUCGCCUCCAGGCGGCACGGCGACGAGGUUACGGCCUACAUCCGCCACGGCGGAGACCGACCGAGUGCCUUCUCGCGAGCACGCGGAGUCGCGGGCAUCGCCGCAGGCCUGCGUGCGCGCUCCUCGUGCGACGCCGAAAGUUGGCGCGGCGUCCCAUGCCACAGUGUGGGUAACAUACGGGGCACACUUGCCCUGCACGUCCAUUUGUAUGCGCCUAUAAUAGCCUAAAUUUCAAAAUGCAUCCA